UCCGCAUUCAGCCCAUGCUUUGGAGGCCGAUGGCAGCAGCAUGAGUGGAGCCCAACAAGUGGAAGCCAUGACGGCAGCUCCGGGACUACGCGACCGGGACACCCACACUGCUGCGUUCGAGUUCAAAGUGUUCGACGUUGUCAUCGUUGCCUUGGCCUUGUGCAUCCUCGCUGUCACCGUCCUGUACUUCAUCACCGUCUGCUACAACCGCAGCAGGCAGUCGAAGAGAGCGCACGUGUACGAGAGCGCGGUGACCCGAGGCGAGCCGGCGGCCCCCGUGGCGGUCAGAGGCGUGAAGAGGUCCACCAGCUUCAUCAACCCUCUGGCCUUCUUCAGGAAACCAGAGGCGGCCAAGGACAACUCCAGGAUCUACUACAUCUACAGCAACCCGCUGCCCGUGGGACUGAGGGAGGAAGAGGAGGAGUGGGCCGGGAAAGAAGCCCCCCGCAGACCAGCGGGGCAAACCGCAGGGAGGCUGCCGCGGUCUUUCCAAGAGUACGCCAAUGACCCCGACAGCGGCGUCACCUUGGACCCCCCCAUAUUCUACAUGCAGCUGUAGAAGGUGGUGAAGAGCGAGGAGGGAGAACGUCGAGGCGCACCAGAGAGACGUCGCCACCUGAGCCGGUGUGAGCUGACUCGGCAGAUGUGUGUAUCAAAACUAAAGAUAUGCCCCCGUGUCACGGGGCCCUGGGAAAGGGAACCUCCACCCAUUUUACUCAAUGAAUUGCGUUUCGUAAUCAUGGGUGUCAAAAAGAAGAAGUCUGUGGUGAUGUCAUCGUGAUGUUGUCAGGGUUACCUCUGCAAAGACUUCGAUCACAGAAAGCCUGCGUUAUAGACUUGGGGGGGGGGGUAUGACGUUUGACAGAGGUGGGUGUAUACCAGGCAAGGAACUUGAAACGCUACACAGUUGCAUUGUGGGAAAUGUAGGAUUUGAAAGGGUGGCCCAGAUUGUGGACUAAAGUUCUGCAUGUGUUUAUUGCUGCUUCCAUUUUGGCCAUUCCUUGGUUGCAUAUGCCCGGCACGUCCACAGCUCAAGGGCCCGAUGAACCUGAGGGCAGCUCGUUGUGUGUGUGUGUGUGUGUGUGUGUGUGUGCUUCUCAUCACCAUAAUCAAGCCUUUUCAAAUACUUUGCUAUCUCCACACUGCCAGAUGGAACACUUUAAUACCGUCCUGCUGCCACUGUUUCACAAUAAUAAUAGCCCCGAUGUCAUAUCUCUCUCUGGUCUUUGACACGUUGUGCAGCUGGGUAACAUCUUUGUUAUAGUCUUAUGAAAGUACAACACUGAAUCAAUGGUGUGACCAAGGGAAACGGUGUGUUAACUAUUUCUUAAUCCACUGUUUUACAUGCAAAACAAUACAAGGCCGUGUGUCUGA
This is a messenger RNA of Pseudoliparis swirei, 1374 nucleotides long. RefSeq lists its product as uncharacterized. The record is from RefSeq and is a predicted model, not a curated record. The transcript is spliced from 3 exons. NCBI's taxonomy places the organism in Eukaryota, Metazoa, Chordata, Actinopteri, Perciformes, Liparidae. Bases 41 to 559 code for a protein of 172 amino acids.